Pseudonaja textilis is the source of this 1783-nucleotide messenger RNA. The record is from RefSeq and is a predicted model, not a curated record. Lineage: Eukaryota; Metazoa; Chordata; Lepidosauria; Squamata; Elapidae.
CAGAUUUUUUAAAGAAGCUUCUCAGAUGAAUCAGCUCAGAGGAACAUUUCACCAGGAUACCUGAAACUAUGGAAUAAACAGAAUAAUACUUAUGGAAUUAAAAUCACUCUAAGAAAAAUGCAGUCCAUUAAAACAGAACAGGCAUCUGCUGAUACAAGUGGCAACAUGGACAAAAUUAUGACUCUUAAUUCUACACUGACUGAUGUAUCGGAUGACUUAGCUAUUGGUGAUGAAAUGUUACUUGCAGAAGGAGCCGUUACGAAAAACAAGGCUUCAGCAUGCAGGAGAAAGCGGGAAUUCAUUCCGGAUGAAAAGAAAGAUGCAAUGUACUGGGAAAAACGGCGUAAAAAUAAUGAAGCUGCCAAAAGAUCUAGGGAAAAACGGCGACUGAACGAUCUUGUUUUAGAGAACAAGCUAAUUGCACUGGGAGAAGAAAAUGCCACUUUAAAAGCUGAGUUACUUUCACUGAAGUUAAAGUUUGGUUUAAUAAGCUCUUCUGCAUAUGCCCAAGAGAUUCAGAAGCUCAACAAUUCAACAGUGGUUUAUUUUCAAGAAUAUCAGAAUUCCAAAUCAAGCAUUAACGCUUUCAUUGAUGAACAUGAGCCAACUAUUGUAAGCAGUAGUUGUAUAUCUGUCAUUAAGCACUCGCCACAAAGCUCUUUAUCUGAUGUAUCUGAAGUGUCAUCAGUAGAGCACACUCAAGCAAGCCCCACACAAAACAAUUGCAGAAAUACUGAUAAUAAAUUCCAACUCAUAAAGCAGGAACCUAUGGAAUUAGAAAACUAUACAAGAGAUUCACGAGAUGAAAGAGGGUCCUUUACAACUUCAAUAUAUCCAGGCUUCAUGGGAAGCCAUUUUAAUGGCUAUUCACAUUCCCCUCCACUGUUGCAAGCCAGCAGAUCCUCCAGCAAUUCUCCAAGGACUUCAGAAACUGAUGAGGGUGUUGUGGGAAAGUCAUCAGAUGGAGAAGAUGAACAGCAGGUUCCUAAAGGUCCAAUCCAUUCUCCUGUUGAACUUAAAAAUACUAAUGCCAUAGUUAAGGUCCCAGAGGUAAGCUCCUCUGCACUUCCUCAUAAACUGAGAAUUAAGGCAAAGGCCAUGCAAAUCAAAGUAGAAACAUUGGAUAAUGAAUACGAUGCCACACAAAAACGACUGUCACCUAUUGAUAUGUCAUCUAAAAGACAUUUUGAACUUGAAAAGCAUAAUGCACAAAAUUUAGCACAUAAUACUCACACUCCUUUCUCAAUUCAAGUGACUAAUAUCCAAGACUGGUCUCUGAAACCAGAACACUGGCACCAUCAAAAAGAACUCACUGAAAAAACCCAGAGUGACUGCAAAACCACAGAGCUUGAUGUUAAAGACAAUUCCUACAAAGUUUCUGAGACUGAAAACUUGUACUUGAAACAGGGCAUAGCAAAUUUGUCUGCAGAGGUUGCUUCCCUUAAGAGACUUAUAACUACACAACACAUCUCUGCUUCAGACUCUAGCUAAAUGACUACUGAGUAAUUAUUAUUUUAAAGGAUGUCAUUUGCAGUAAGUUGGUAUGUUUUGUAUUACGCUGAAUUUUCACUGGACUUGGAAUGUCAUUUCACUGUAAUGUUCACAUAAUGUCUGAUGGAUGAUGUCUUUUUGUGCACAGAUGACUGUGGAGAUGAGAUUGUCAAGAUCACUAGCCUUGUGUAUGGUGAAGAUGCCUGUGUACAUGCUGUAUAUAUAGUGAACAUUAUUUUUCUGUCAUUCUGUUACUAUAAAGUGUGGAAGUUGCCAGUUACAAUAAAAAAUU